ACACUCUUUUCCCAAAAAGUUCAACAUUUUGCUCCGCUAGUAGCUUCUCUAAGGUGCCCCCCAGAAACCCUAGAGAUCAACUCCAAGAUCGAAUGGCGCCGAAGAAAGAGAAGGCUCCUCCUCCGUCCUCGAAGCCCGCUAAGUCCGGCGGAGGCAAGCAGAAGAAGAAGAAAUGGAGUAAGGGUAAGCAAAAGGAGAAGGUGAACAACAUGGUUCUGUUCGAUCAGGCGACUUAUGACAAGCUUCUUACUGAAGCUCCCAAGUUCAAGCUUGUCACACCAUCCAUCUUGUCUGAUCGGUUGAGGAUUAGUGGAUCUCUAGCACGCAGAGCAAUUAAGGAUUUGAUGGCCAGGGGUGCCAUCAGGAUGAUCUCUUCUCAUGCCAGUCAGCAGAUCUACACUAGGGCCACUAAUACCUAAUUGACAGGAAUUUUCCCUGUGCAAGUUAUGGAAAGCUAGUUCCCUUUUUGCUAGACUUUUUCAAGUUUUGUUGAAUGGAAUAUUUGAUUGACAUUGGUAGUUGAACGUUUAAUUUCUUGUGUUUUGAUGAAUCAUGUACUUGAUUGGUAGUC
Messenger RNA from Corylus avellana, 571 nucleotides. Its product is annotated as small ribosomal subunit protein eS25w. The record is from RefSeq and is a predicted model, not a curated record. Lineage: Eukaryota; Viridiplantae; Streptophyta; Magnoliopsida; Fagales; Betulaceae.